AUGAAGGAAAAAUCGAAAAAUGCUGCUAGAACUCGACGAGAAAAGGAAAAUGCAGAAUUCUACGAGUUGGCGAAGAUGCUUCCUUUGCCAUCGGCAAUCACAAGUCAGUUGGACAAAGCCUCCAUAAUCAGGCUAUCAACAAGUUAUUUAAAAAUGAGAACAGUAUUCCCUGAAGGAUUGGGAGAUGCCUGGGGUCACAGAAUACCACCAAGAACACGACUGGAGAAGGAAUUAGGAUCUCAUUUACUACAGACUCUAGAUGGGUUUAUAUUUGUAAUAGCACCUGAUGGUAAAGUGAUGUAUAUAUCAGAAACAGCUUCAGUUCAUCUUGGUCUUUCUCAGGUUGAAUUAACUGGUAAUAGUAUUUAUGAAUACAUACAUCCAGCUGAUCAUGAUGAAAUGACUGCUUUAUUAACAAUACACCAUCCUUAUCAUACUCAUAUUUUACAAGUAAUGAUUGAAAAACGCUUAAUCAUAAUAUUAAGCGUUAUAAUAAUGAAAUUCAAUAUUGGUCAUGUCAACUUAUUUACUUAUUUUCCAGAUAUUGAAAUUGAAAGAUCUUUUUUUCUAAGAAUGAAAUGUGUUCUAGCUAAGAGAAAUGCUGGUCUUACAUCCGGUGGUUAUAAGGUCAUACAUUGUAGUGGGUAUUUAAAAAUCAAACAAUAUACUAUGGAUGUAUCACCCUAUGAUGGAUGUUAUCAGAAUGUGGGAUUAGUAGCUGUUGGUCAUUCUCUACCACCUAGUGCUAUCACAGAGAUUAAAAUGUUUAAUAAUAUGUUCAUGUAUAGAGCUAGUCUAGAUCUCAAACUUAUCUUUUUAGAUGCCAGAGUGGCAGCUUUAACUGGUUAUGAACCUCAAGAUCUGAUUGAAAAAACUUUAUAUCAUUAUAUUCAUGCUUGUGAUAUUUUACAUAUGAGAUAUUCUCAUCAUACAUUAUUAUUAAAGGGUCAAGUUACUACUAAGUAUUAUAGAUUUUUAGCCAAGGAUGGAGGUUGGGUGUGGAUGCAGAGUUAUGCUACCAUUGUCCAUAAUAGUCGUUCAUCAAGACCACAUUGUAUUGUCAGUGUUAACUAUGUUCUAAGGUAA
This is a messenger RNA of Lottia gigantea (owl limpet), 1086 nucleotides long. RefSeq lists its product as hypothetical. NCBI's taxonomy places the organism in Eukaryota, Metazoa, Mollusca, Gastropoda, Lottiidae. The record is from RefSeq and is a predicted model, not a curated record. Gene Ontology annotation, biological process: regulation of transcription by RNA polymerase II. Gene Ontology annotation, molecular function: protein dimerization activity; RNA polymerase II transcription regulatory region sequence-specific DNA binding; DNA-binding transcription factor activity, RNA polymerase II-specific. Gene Ontology annotation, cellular component: cytoplasm; nucleus; transcription regulator complex. Bases 1 to 1086 code for a protein of 361 amino acids. The transcript is spliced from 8 exons.